AUUAUAUUGUAGAUUUUACGAAAUUUAACAAUGGGAGAUAAAGAUGGUGAAACUUUUGAUGAUGCUGUGGAGGAAAGAGUUAUCAACGAAGAAUACAAAAUAUGGAAAAAAAAUACUCCUUUUUUGUAUGAUCUUGUGAUGACACAUGCUUUGGAAUGGCCAUCUUUAACUGCUCAGUGGCUACCAGAUGUUACUAGACCAGAAGGAAAAGAUUAUUCUGUACACCGUCUUAUUUUGGGUACUCACACUUCAGAUGAACAAAAUCAUUUACUUAUUGCUAGUGUUCAGUUGCCUAACGAAGAUGCUCAGUUUGAUGCCUCUCACUAUGAUAAUGAGAAAGGAGAAUUUGGAGGAUUUGGUUCUGUUAGCGGAAAGAUAGAAAUUGAAAUAAAAAUAAAUCACGAGGGGGAGGUGAACAGAGCACGAUAUAUGCCACAAAAUCCAUGUGUAAUUGCAACUAAAACACCGUCCAGCGAUGUCUUAGUAUUUGAUUACACAAAGCAUCCAAGUAAACCAGAUCCUAAUGGGGAAUGUCAACCUGACCUAAGAUUAAGGGGACACCAAAAGGAAGGCUAUGGCCUUUCAUGGAAUCCAAAUUAUAACGGAUACUUGCUCAGUGCAUCUGAUGAUCAUACAAUUUGCUUAUGGGACAUUAAUGCACCGCCUAAAGAAAAUCGCGUUAUAGAUGCGAAAACAAUCUUCACUGGUCACACCGCUGUUGUCGAAGAUGUAGCUUGGCACCUUUUGCAUGAAUCUUUAUUCGGAUCGGUCGCGGAUGAUCAGAAGUUGAUGAUUUGGGACACAAGGUGUAAUAAUACCAGCAAACCAAGUCAUACUGUCGAUGCUCACACUGCUGAGGUGAAUUGUUUGAGUUUUAAUCCGUAUUCGGAAUUUAUUCUUGCAACUGGUAGCGCCGAUAAAACGGUAGCACUUUGGGACUUGAGAAAUCUUAAAUUAAAAUUACAUUCUUUCGAGUCUCAUAAAGAUGAGAUUUUCCAAGUUCAAUGGUCACCGCAUAACGAGACGAUAUUAGCUAGCAGUGGUACGGAUAGGCGUCUACACGUAUGGGAUCUAAGUAAAAUUGGCGAGGAACAAUCUAGCGAAGAUGCGGAAGAUGGACCACCCGAGUUACUGUUUAUUCAUGGUGGCCAUACCGCAAAGAUUAGUGAUUUUUCGUGGAAUCCGAAUGAACCAUGGGUGAUAUGUUCAGUGUCAGAAGACAAUAUAAUGCAAGUAUGGCAAAUGGCAGAAAAUAUUUACAAUGACGAAGAACCGGACACACCGGCGAGUGAACUAGAAGCUGGUGCGUCAUAAAGUGUAAGGAAAGUAACCGAUUAAAUUAUUUGAUACUGAAAUUUUCUAAUGACACGUGCGCGCCCGCGUAUAUAUGUACAUAUGCGUGUGGACGCGCGAAACCAAUGAUCCCAAUUAGGAUUAAGAA
Messenger RNA from Habropoda laboriosa, 1441 nucleotides. It is a transcript of the gene Caf1-55, whose product is annotated as probable histone-binding protein Caf1. Gene Ontology annotation, biological process: regulation of gene expression. The coding region runs from base 31 to 1314 and encodes 427 amino acids. Gene Ontology annotation, cellular component: ESC/E(Z) complex; nucleus; NuRD complex. Gene Ontology annotation, molecular function: histone binding. NCBI's taxonomy places the organism in Eukaryota, Metazoa, Arthropoda, Insecta, Hymenoptera, Apidae. The transcript is spliced from 5 exons. The record is from RefSeq and is a predicted model, not a curated record.